This is a messenger RNA of Melanaphis sacchari, 381 nucleotides long. RefSeq names its product piggyBac transposable element-derived protein 4-like. The coding region runs from base 1 to 381 and encodes 126 amino acids. Lineage: Eukaryota; Metazoa; Arthropoda; Insecta; Hemiptera; Aphididae. The transcript has a single exon. The record is from RefSeq and is a predicted model, not a curated record.
AUGAAAAAUAAACCUAACAAAUAUGGAAUGAAAUUAUAUAUUUUAUCUGAUCCUUUGAAUGGCUAUACAUUAAAAUUUGAAAUUUAUCCUGGUAAAAAUGAUACAGACAAUUCAAUUACUGCAUUAUUUGAUAGACUUUUAUCUGAAUAUUAUUAUAAAGACCAUACAGUUUAUAUGGAUAGAUUCUACACCAGUCCGACAGUUUUAAAAUCAUUAUGGGAAAAAAAUACUAAUGGCGUUGGGACAGUUUUGUCAAAUCGUCGAGGAUUGCCUAAAGCAAUUGUAAAAGAAAAAUUUAAAAAAGGAGAAAUGACAUUUUCUAGACAAGGACCGCUAAUUUGCAUAAAAUGGAAGGAUACACGAGAUGUAUUAAUGUUAUAA